AGGGGCCAGGGGCCCCAAACCCUUCGCCUCUCGGGAGGAGCCCCAGAAGAUGUGGGCUUAGUGGAGAGCGGCCGCUGCCGCCCCCGCGCCGUUGCCUGCUCCGGGGCUCCUCACUGCCCAGUCCCUCGGUCGCCGGGGGGCUCGCUCUAACUCUGGGCCGUGGAUAGUGGCGGCCUCCGCCUGGCCGGGGCUUGAAGGCGGCGGAGCCGAGGCCGCCCCGCGCGCGGUGUCCUGAGCGAGCGAGGGCGUGCGGGCAUCAUGUCGGCCAAGGUGCGGCUGAAGAAGCUGGAGCAGCUGCUCCUGGACGGGCCGUGGCGCAACGAGAGCUCGCUGAGCGUGGAGGCCCUGCUGGACGUGCUCAUCUGCCUCUACACCGAGUGCAGCCAGUCGGCCCUGCGCAGGGACAAGUAUGUGGCCGAGUUCCUCGAGUGGGCAAAGCCAUUUACACAGCUGGUGAAGGAAAUGCAGCUUCAUCGAGAUGACUUUGAAAUAAUUAAAGUAAUUGGAAGAGGUGCAUUUGGUGAGGUUGCUGUGGUUAAAAUGAAGAACACUGAACGCAUUUAUGCAAUGAAGAUUCUAAAUAAGUGGGAAAUGCUGAAAAGAGCAGAGACUGCCUGUUUUAGAGAAGAGAGAGAUGUGUUGGUGAAUGGUGAUUGUCAGUGGAUCACUACCUUACAUUAUGCCUUUCAAGAUGAAAACUACUUGUACUUGGUAAUGGACUACUAUGUUGGUGGAGAUUUACUGACACUCCUCAGUAAGUUUGAAGACAAACUUCCUGAAGAUAUGGCAAGAUUUUACAUCGGUGAAAUGGUGCUGGCCAUACACUCCAUUCAUCAGCUGCAUUAUGUACACAGAGAUAUUAAACCUGACAAUGUUCUUUUGGAUAUGAAUGGUCACAUUCGUUUGGCAGACUUCGGAUCAUGUUUGAAGAUGAAUGACGAUGGCACUGUCCAAUCUUCUGUGGCAGUGGGUACACCUGACUACAUUUCACCUGAGAUUCUACAAGCAAUGGAGGAUGGAAUGGGAAAAUAUGGCCCAGAAUGUGAUUGGUGGUCUCUAGGUGUUUGCAUGUAUGAAAUGCUAUAUGGUGAAACGCCUUUUUAUGCAGAAUCAUUAGUGGAAACCUAUGGAAAGAUCAUGAAUCAUGAAGAGCGAUUUCAGUUUCCUUCUCAUGUCACAGAUGUAUCUGAAGAGGCAAAAGACCUCAUUCAAAGACUCAUCUGUAGUAGAGAGCGCCGACUAGGACAGAAUGGAAUAGAAGAUUUCAAAAGGCAUGCAUUUUUUGAAGGAAUAAAUUGGGAAGACAUACGAAAUCUAGAAGCGCCUUAUAUUCCAGAUGUUAGCAGUCCUUCAGAUACGUCAAAUUUUGAUGUAGAUGAUGAUGUGUUAAGAAAUCCGGAAAUAGUACCUCCUGGCUCUCAUACUGGCUUCUCUGGAUUACAUUUGCCAUUCAUUGGUUUUACAUUUACAACUGAAAGCUGUUUUUCUGAUCGAGGCUCUCUAAAAAGUGUAAUGCAAUCUAAUGCUAUCACCAAAGAUGAGGACGUACAACGGGAUCUAGAGAACAGCUUGCAAAUUGAAGCAUAUGAAAGAAGAAUACGAAGACUAGAACAAGAAAAGUUGGAAUUGAGCAGAAAAUUGCAAGAAUCCACACAAACUGUACAGUCCUUUCAUAGUUCGGCUCGCUCUACAGGAAACUCAAACAGAGAUAAAGAAAUAAAAAAAUUAAAUGAAGAAAUUGAACGGCUAAAGAAUAAAAUAGCAGAUUCCAAUAGGCUGGAGCGACGACUUGAGGAUGCAGUGACACUUCGCCAGGAGCAUGAAGAUUCCACACACAGACUGAAGGGCCUAGAAAAGCAGCUCCGAGUGCUUCGGCAAGAAAAGGAGGAUAUGCAGAAGCUCGAAUCUCGACUUGAAGAUGCAAUUGCAGAGGCAUCAAAGGAGCGUAAGCUUCGUGAACAUAGUGAGAGCUUCUCUAAGCAAGUGGAAAGUGAACUGGAGGCCCUUAAGAUAAAGCAAGGAAUCCGUGGAUCAGGUGUUACUUUAGAACAUCAGCAGGAAAUUUCCAAAAUAAAAUCUGAACUUGAGAAGAAAGUUUUGUUUUAUGAAGAGGAAUUGGUCAGGCGAGAGGCCUCUCAUGUUCUAGAAGUCAAAAAUGUGAAAAAGGAAGUGCACGAUUCAGAAAGCCAUCAGUUAGCACUUCAGAAAGAAAUCUUAAUGUUAAAAGAUAAAUUGGAAAAGUCAAAACGGGAAAGACAUAAUGAGAUGGAGGAGGCAGUAGGGACAGUAAAAGAUAAAUAUGAGCGAGAAAGAGCAAUGCUGUUUGAAGAGAACAAGAAAUUAACAACUGAAACUGAAAGGCUUUGUGCAUUUGUGGAUAAACUAACAGCUCAAAACAGGCAACUAGAAGAUGAACUUCAAGAUUUGGCAGCUAAGAAGGAUUCAGUUGCCCACUGGGAAGCCCAGAUUGCAGAAAUUAUUCAGUGGGUAAGUGAUGAAAAGGAUGCCCGUGGAUAUCUUCAGGCCUUAGCUUCCAAGAUGACAGAAGAACUCGAAUCAUUGAGAAGCUCUAGUUUAGGAUCGAGGACACUGGAUCCACUUUGGAAAGUGCGUCGUAGUCAAAAAUUAGAUAUGUCCGCCCGGCUGGAGUUGCAGUCUGCCCUUGAUGCAGAGAUUCGUGCCAAACAGCUCAUUCAGGAAGAGCUAAGGAAAGUCAAAGAAACAAAUCUAGCCUUUGAAAGUAAACUCAAGGAAUCUGAAGCAAAAAAUAGAGAAUUAUUAGAAGAAAUGGAGAAUUUGAGGAAAAAGAUGGAAGAGAAAUUUAAGGCAGACACAGGCCUCAAACUUCCAGAUUUUCAAGAAUCAAUUUUUGAGUAUUUUAACACUUCACCUCUUGCACAUGAUCUGACAUUUAGAACUAGCUCAACUAAUGACCAAGAACCACAAGUUCCCAAACCAGAAGUUUCACCAUCCAUUUCAGUUUCCAUAAACACAGAACAGCAAGAAGAAACAACUCGUCCUCAACAGAGGGGACCUGCUGUUUCUUCUCCCACCAUCCAGUCUCUUUCUCUAGCUGUACCAAAGCCUAAAGCUCACCAGUUCAGUGUCAAAUCCUUUUCAAGUCCUACACAGUGUAGCCAUUGCACUUCUCUUAUGGUUGGAUUAAUUCGACAAGGCUAUGCUUGUGAGGUGUGUUCCUUCUCAUGCCAUGUUUCAUGCAAAGACAGUGCUCCUCAGGUUUGUCCAAUUCCUCCUGAACAAUCAAAAAGGCCUCUUGGAGUAGAUGUACAGAGAGGGAUUGGAACCGCUUACAAAGGCUAUGUCAAGAUUCCAAAGCCUACAGGGGUGAAGAAAGGGUGGCAGAGAGCAUAUGCAAUUGUCUGUGACUGUAAACUCUUUUUAUAUGAUUUGCCUGAGGGAAAAUCCACGCAGCCUGGCGUCAUUGCAAGUCAGGUCUUAGAUCUCAGAGAUGAAGAGUUUUCUGUGAGCUGUGUCUUAGCGUCAGAUGUUAUACAUGCUACCCGCCGAGACAUUCCUUGUAUAUUUAGGGUGACAGCUUCUCUCUUAGGCACACCUGCUAAGACCAGUUCACUACUAAUUCUAACAGAGAAUGAAAAUGAGAAGAGGAAAUGGGUUGGGAUCCUAGAAGGACUGCAGUCUAUUCUGCAUAAAAACAAACUUAAAAAUCAAGUUGUACAUAUUCCACAGGAAGCCUAUGACAGCACACUGCCUCUUAUUAAAACCAUGUUAACAGCUGCAAUAGUAGAUCGGGAUAGGAUAGCCAUUGGUUUAGAAGAAGGACUCUAUGUAAUAGAGUUAACUCGUGAUGUGAUUGUUCGAGCUGCUGAUUGUAAGAAGGUGUACCAGAUUGAACUUGCUCCCAAAGAGAAAAUUAUCGUCCUCAUCUGUGGCAGGAACCAUCAUGUUCAUCUGUAUCCAUGGUCCUGUCUUGAUGGUUCAGAAGGCAAUUUUGACAUCAAACUUCCGGAAACUAAAGGCUGCCAGCUUAUAGUAGUUGCCACACUAAAGAAGAGCUCUUCAACUUGUUUGUUUGUGGCUGUGAAACGACUGAUUCUUUGUUAUGAAAUUCAUAGAACUAAACCUUUCCACAAAAAAUUCAAUGAAAUUAUGGCUCCAGGAAAUGUACAAUGGAUGACAGUGUUCAAGGACAGGCUCUGUGUUGGCUACCCUUCUGGGUUCUCUCUGUUGAACAUCCAGGGAGAUGGACAGACUCUAAACCUGGUAAAUCCUAAUGAUCCCUCGCUUAUGUUCCUCUCACAGCAGUCUUUUGAUGCCCUUUGUGCUGUGGAACUCAGUAAUGAGGAAUACCUGCUUUGCUUCAGCCAUAUGGGAUUAUACGUGGAUUCACAAGGUCGGAGGUCACGCAUGCAGGAGCUAAUGUGGCCUGCAACUCCUGUUGCCUGUAGUUGUAGCUCUUCUUACAUCACAGUGUACUGUGAAUAUGGAGUUGAUGUUUUUGAUGUUCAUACUAUGGAAUGGGUUCAGACCAUUGGCCUGAGGAAGAUCAGACCACUUAACAUGGAAGGAACACUUAAUCUCCUUAACUGGGAACCUCCACGGUUAAUAUACUUCAAGAACAAGUUUUCAGGAGCUGUACUCAGUGUUCCAGAAACUUCUGAUAACAGCAAAAAACAAAUGCUUAGGACCAGAAGUAAAAAGCGAUUUGUCUUUAAGGUUCCUGAGGAAGAGAGAUUACAGCAGAGGCGAGAGAUGCUUAGAGACCCAGAACUGAGAUCAAAGAUGAUAUCAAACCCAACCAAUUUCAACCACGUUGCUCAUAUGGGGCCAGGAGAUGGAAUGCAAGUGCUCAUGGAUCUCCCUCUGAGCGUAUUGCCUUCCUCACAAGAAGAAAAGGCUGGCCCUUCCCCAGCCAACCUCUCCCGGCAACCACAAUCGAGAAGUAAGACCUACGUUUCAUGGCCCUCUUCAGGUGGCAGUGAACUGGGAGUGACCAUACCUCUAAGAAGUAUGUCUGAUCCUGACCAGGAUUUUGACAAAGAGCCGGAUUCUGAUUCCACCAAACACUCUACUCCAUCAAACAGCUCCAAUCCGAGUGGUCCCCCCAGCCCCAAUUCUCCACACAGAAAUCAGCUCACACUAGAUGGGCUAGAUCAAUCAACUUGUGAUGCCUAACACUCCAGCCUCCAGUGCUUCAGCUUCACGUUCCCAGCACUGCGCCAAGUAUUCAGAAACAGACGGAGCAAGCGCGUCACAUGAAAGCCAAGACUGAUACUCAGUCUCUAGUGUUGCACAAGAAAAUAAAUAUCCAGAUUGUAGAUAAGAAAAUGGAAAUGAAAACAAAUUAUUAUUACAAUAAUAAUCACCUUUUUUGCAACGUUGGGCAGUUGCGAUAGUUAAGAUGUAUUCAUUUCUGCACAGCUGUGAUAUAAAUCUGUUACAUAUAAGCAUUAAAGAAAACCAAUAAAUAAUCUCUUCUGCCAAGAAGGAAAUAGAGGGGAAAAUACUGGUAGUGUGGAUGCUAAGCAGUAUUGACAAUAUUAUUUUUCUAUAGAAUGAUGUAAUAAUGUCUCAUUAGCUGGAAAUCCUUUUAGACAAAAUAUGGACCUUUGCAUAGGAAAUACACACAAAGGACCUGUUACAUCCUCAGAUAAAUAUACUUUUCCCUUUUUCCUGUAACUCUUUCCUAAAACUUUAGGAAAAUAAUAGGAAACUGUACAUUGUUCCCAGCAUCACUAGAGUCAUGAAGUCAAAAGAAAGCUAAGGUUAAUUUGUGGCCUUUCGACUCAUUUAGCCAUUAUGUAUUCAGCUGCAGAAGCAUCUUUCUACCAACUUUUUAGUCAUGUAUAUAGAACGGUUACCAGUAACAUCUCCCCCUUCCCCUUUUUACCCUGCUAACUGCUUUUUAUUUCAUCCUCAAUGGCACUGAUCAGGACUCUAAAGACAUCAGAAAUACUGUUGUGACAAAUUUUAUCUUUUAUUUCUCACUUCCUUUUUUUUGGAGGAGUAGUGCUCUCUUACACACAUAUACAUAUGUAUUUGUGAUUGUGUGUGUAUUAACACCCAAGGAACACCCACAGAUGAAACAUCUGUGUUCUUGGUUCCUUACAAGAGUCAAGUGAGAACAGCUUAGAAAUGAGCGAGCAGCUCUUCUCAUUUGUCAUCUUUCACCUGCAUGGAGACCCCAUGAUUACUAAACAAGUAUUGAUCAUGUAGAAAAACACACAGCACCCUCCUGAAGACUUCUAUGGCCCAUGUGUAGUGGUGGUGUUUUGUGUGGCUAUUUAAUCUCACACUUCCUUAUAUUCUCCGUUUAGUGACCAUAUUUGUGACCUCAUCUCAUUAAAAGCUUGUAAUUAAUCCCAUGGCUGGCAUGUCCAGUUUUUCAUUGACCCAUUAGUGUGCCUUUUGCCCCAAUAUGACAGUUGGAUGUCACUUAUUGAAGAUUUGGUUUUAAUGGGCUAAUAAUGCGACACCACUGGUUUUUCCCCCCCCAAAACACUGUUUAUGAUGUGCACUUGUUUUUAGUUGAAACUGAGUGUUCUAGUCCACAUUUAGUCCUGUAACAUUAAGUGUCUGACAGACAGUACUGGCUCUCUCUUCAGAUUCUCCAUCAAGGGGCUCCUUUGGAGCUGGACACUACUGGUUGGGGGGUGGGGGGGAAUCUGGUUUUUACUUUUUUAAUGUAAGUCUGAGUCUUUGUAAUUAUUGAACUGUGAGAACAUUUUUGAACAAUUUACUUGUCAAUAAAGCAGAAGAGGGAGGUUUUAAAGUU
Phascolarctos cinereus (koala) is the source of this 6754-nucleotide messenger RNA. It is a transcript of the gene CDC42BPB, whose product is annotated as CDC42 binding protein kinase beta. Gene Ontology annotation, cellular component: cytoplasm; cytoskeleton. NCBI's taxonomy places the organism in Eukaryota, Metazoa, Chordata, Mammalia, Diprotodontia, Phascolarctidae. Gene Ontology annotation, molecular function: ATP binding; protein serine/threonine kinase activity. Gene Ontology annotation, biological process: actomyosin structure organization; peptidyl-threonine phosphorylation. The record is from RefSeq and is a predicted model, not a curated record.